This is a messenger RNA of Prunus armeniaca (apricot), 1650 nucleotides long. NCBI's taxonomy places the organism in Eukaryota, Viridiplantae, Streptophyta, Magnoliopsida, Rosales, Rosaceae. The record is from the annotation of a GenBank genome assembly.
AUGGCGAUGGCGGUUGGGCCAGCUGCGUCGCCGACUGAUGGAGCCGCUCCGGUGCUGGGACCCGCAAUGAUGCAUAUGCAGAUGCAGAUGCCGGCGCCGGCGCCGGUGGCGAUGGUCUCGGACGCCAUGGCGAAGGACGCUAUUAUCGGGUGGUACCGAGGCGAGUUUGCGGCCGCGAACGCGAUCAUCGACUCGCUCUGCGGCCACCUGACCCAGCUCAGCGGCGGAGGGGCGGAAUACGGCGCCGUUUUCGCAGCGAUACACCGGAGGAGGAUCAAUUGGAUCCCGGUACUCCAGAUGCAGAAGUAUCACUCAAUCGCCGAUGUGAUGGUGGAGCUCCGAAACGUCGGAGCAAAAAAGGCGGAGAAGGAGAGUGAAGAAAACGGUGAGGUAUCAGGAACUGUUGAAAAUUGUAAGAGCGAGGAGGCUAAGUCGUGUUUGGACGAGGAGAAAGAGAAGGAAAAUGAGAAAGUGGAAGAAAGUAAUGGAAAUGACGCUGCCGAUGAGGCUAUCGAAGAGGAGGCUUCUCCAGAUAGCGAGAUUACUGAUUCAGGGUCUCAAGAAGCACAGCUCAAUUCAGUAAACGUGGAGAUAUGCUCUAAUCAUGAAGAAUGUGAGGCCCGUCGUACUGAGAUCAAGUUGACAAAAGGUUUCUCUGCAAAGGAGUCGGUCAAAGGGCAUAUGGUGAAUGUUGUGAAAGGUUUAAAGCUAUAUGAGGACAUAUUCACUGAUUCAGAGCUCUUUAAAUUGACUGACUUUGUAAAUGAACUCCAUGCAGCUGGACUGAAUGGAGAGCUCUCAGGUGAGACCUUUAUCUUAUUCAACAAGCAGAUUAAGGGAAACAGGAGAGAGCUGAUUCAGUUUGGUGUUCCAAUUUUUGGACAGAUCAAGGAGGAAACUACAAGCAAUAUAGGGCCAAUUCCAGCUCUUCUCCAAGAUGUGGUUGAUCACUUUGUACUGUGGCAAUUAAUUCCAGAGUAUAAAAGACCAAAUGGUUGCAUCAUCAACUUCUUUGAGGAGGGAGAAUAUUCACAGCCAUUCCUGAAACCACCCCAUUUGGACCAGCCCAUCGCCACUCUUCUCCUCUCUGAAUCAACGAUGGCUUUUGGGCGCACCCUUCUAAGUGAUAAUGAUGGGAACUACAAGGGGCCGCUGAUGCUCUCACUGAAAGAAGGGUCUCUUUUAGUUAUGAGGGGAAACAGUGCCGACAUGGCAAGACACGUCAUGUGUCCGUCUCCAAAUAGAAGGGUGAGCAUCACAUUCUUCAGAGUUAGAGUAGACUCCAACCAAUUCCAGUCACCGCCAAGUCCAACACAGAAUGGUGCCAUGACUCUAUGGCAACCUGGCGUUGUGAGUCCAUAUGCAGUGCAAGAUGGAGCUCUCAAUGGCUAUGAGGGAAUGGAUGUAAUGCCCAAAUGGGGUGUCCUUCGGGCUCCAGUGGUCAUGCUGGCCCCAGUUCGGCCUAUGGUAUUGAGUCCUCGAAAAGUUCCUCCAAGUGGUACUGGGGUUUUCUUGCCCUGGACUGUGGGAUCAAGAAAACCAGCAAAGCAUCUCCCACCUCGUGCCCAGAAAGGACGGCUUAUGGCGCUCCCGUCCCCGCCAGAAACACAUGCGGGUGAGUCCACUUCUGAGCCAGGCAUCAGUGUGUAA